GCUCUCGGUGCCUCCAGUUCUUGGAGCAGUGUUGUUGCAAGGGAUUUGCGCAUCUGAUCCGCACACUUCAGGUGCUUGCCCCGCGACACAUCAGUCCGCAUUGGUCGACCACGAACCUGAACCCGCCUGUUCAUCGUCCACGACAGCGACGACAACAAACAUCCUCACAGCAAGAAGUCAUGGGCGGCGUACGACAGACGGCCCCGCCAAGGGUUUUCCAGACCGCAACGGCAUUGCUCAACCAGUCCAUGAUUGGAGGGAAGGGCACCCAGAAGCCCGUAUGGUACGACAUCGUGGCGGCUCACCCACCAGCCGAGAUCCUCACGCGGACAUACCCACAACAGCACCAGCCCCAAAAGAUCACAUCACGGACACGAAAGGCCAGCAAGCUCUUCCAGCCCCAAAAGCUCACAUACGAGGAGGACAUUCUGCGUCGCCAAUUCUACAAAGACCACCCCUGGGAGCUGGCGAGGCCACGCAUGAUUGUCGAGACGGACGGAAAGGAUGCUCAGAAAUACGACUGGUCAAAUGGACUCAGGCAGCCUGGCAUGCAGCUGUCUGGUGAGAGUGUCGUCCAACGCCAAAUGUGGAUGAUGUACAACAUUCCCGGCAUGACCCGGGUCAAGGCCUAUGAUGCUGCCCGACGCGAGUUUUACCAGUUGCGCCAAGAAGAGGAUGUUGAGCGCAGGAUAGCAGCCGAAGAAGCGCGUGCUGUGGGUGCGUACUUUGGCAAGGGCUUCCUGCAGGUUGGCCUCGAGCUCGAGGACAAGGAGUUCGAGUCGUGGAAGAAGUGGGCGAGCAAGCAGAUUGAAAUUGUCCGCACCGAGCAGACCUCGGCCUAUACGUCCUUUGGCGAGGAGGAUGCUGUAGAGCCCGAAGCGGAGACGGAGGUUGCAGACGAGGCGAAGUGAGGAGCAGCUGUGGUAAGCUUCGCUGCCAGGAGAAGCAACAACUUGUAGAAAUAUGCGUAAAUGUAUGGGAUAUUGUACAACAGCACAUAGACCCGGCAUGACCUCGACAUUGAGUGGGAUCCAGUCACGCUGGAUGGAAAAUGAGCAGCCUUUAUAGCCUUGACCUACCAUAUUGUACAAGCAUAUAGCGUUGAAUUGGUUCGUAGGUGUGGUUAUGAGUGACGUGAGGAACUAUCCAGAUUUGGAUUCUCUUAUCCAGAUAUGGAUUCUCGAUCCGCACAAUCAAAGCCUCAUACAGACUACGGCGCUGUCAGAUGGCUUUGCGGCGUGAUAACCAUCAAUUACGUGAAUUGUCUGC
Messenger RNA from Microdochium trichocladiopsis, 1269 nucleotides. RefSeq names its product mitochondrial ribosomal protein S25. NCBI's taxonomy places the organism in Eukaryota, Fungi, Ascomycota, Sordariomycetes, Xylariales, Microdochiaceae. Gene Ontology annotation, cellular component: mitochondrial small ribosomal subunit. The transcript is spliced from 3 exons. Gene Ontology annotation, molecular function: structural constituent of ribosome. The record is from RefSeq and is a predicted model, not a curated record. Bases 180 to 911 code for a protein of 243 amino acids.